Molecule: messenger RNA, 3326 nt
Organism: Euleptes europaea (tarantolino)
Lineage: Eukaryota; Metazoa; Chordata; Lepidosauria; Squamata; Sphaerodactylidae
Gene: PPP1R10
Product: protein phosphatase 1 regulatory subunit 10
Exons: 20
Coding region: 447-3104 (885 amino acids)
Cellular component (GO): nucleus
Molecular function (GO): metal ion binding
Source: RefSeq, a predicted model, not a curated record
UAUAAAAGGCUCUGCGCGCGCCCAGUUCGGCCAUUCUGGGGUCUGUUUAAAGGUUUGGCUUUGGUCGUGUGAAACUGCUGAAUUUACUUCGGGAAACAAAGGGAAAAAAAUCCCCCCACAGUUGAGCCUCUGAGAAGACACACAAAAAAAGCCAGCUACAUUUCCGAUCGGCUGUCUUGGGAAGCUGUUAAAGUUCUUUGUGACCUGAAGGAGAACAACUGCCACUAAAACAUAAAAAAACAAAAUUAAUAUUUAGCAACAAUCUACCCUGAACUUUUUUUAGGAAGCAGCUUUUUGCUUCUUAAUUGACCAUCAAAAAAGUUGCUAUUUUUUUAAAAAAUGAGCAAAAUCAAAUUAAUUUUUUUCUUUAAAAACAAAGCUUAAUCCAAAAAAGCUAAACCUUGAGGCGCUGUCGACGAGAAAAAUAAUUGGAUAUAUUUCCCACCAUGGGCUCCAGGCCAAUAGACCCAAAGGAACUCCUGAAAGGACUGGAUUGUUUCCUUGGCAAAGAUGGAGAAGUCAAAACUCAUGAAGGCAUCACUAAAAUUUUCAACUUAAUGAAAGACGCUCAGAAGAUGGUCAGUCGUUGUAUCUACCUGAACAUCUUGUUACAGACCCGGACACAAGACAUCCUCGCAAAAUUCAUCCAGGCUGGUGGCUACAAACUCCUCAACACCUGGCUGACCAGCUCAAAAGCUUCUAACAAUGUGCCGCUGCUUCAGCAGAUCCUGCUCACACUGCAGCACCUGCCCCUGACGGUAGAUCAUCUAAAACAGAAUAAUACUGCCAAGCUGGUGAAACAGCUCAGUAAAUCCAGUGAAGAUGAAGAGCUUCGCAGGCUGGCUUCCAUACUGGUGAGCGACUGGAUGGGUGUCAUCCGCUCUCAGAGUAGCUCGCAACCUACAGAGCGAGACAAGAAAAAGAGGAAAGAGGAGAGUAAAAGCAAAGCAGCUGUUCAGGAGAAGCCUCAGGAGGCCAAAUCGGAAGCCAAGCCCGAGGAGACCCCUGAGAAAAAGAAAGAGAAGCCGAAGUCUCUGCGCACGACAGCACCCAGCCACGCCAAGUUCCGUUCGACUGGUUUGGAAAUGGAGACUCCAUCGCUCAUUCCUACAAAGAAAAAUGUCAGCAUGGCAGUAACCUCGGAGAAAUACAACCUUAAGCCUAUACCACUGAAAAGACAGAGCACGUCUCUGCCGACUGGGGACAACCCGCCGGCUGAGAAGAAAUACAAGCCUCUCAACACCACUCCGAAUACUACGAAGGAAAUUAAAGUCAAGAUCAUCCCCGCACAACCGAUGGAAGGCUUGGGCUUUUUGGAUGCCCUCAACUCCGCCCCUGUCCCAGGGAUCAAGAUCAAGAAGAAAAAGAAAGUCUUGUCUCCGACAGCCGCUAAGCCGAGUCCUUUUGAAGGGAAGCCAGCCCCAGAGACCAGCUCUGCCAAGCCGUCUUCGCCAGAACUGAACCCCGCAUCAGAGCCCAUGGAUACGGAUAGACCUGGCACCCCAGUACCAGCUGUGGAGGUUCCUGAGCCCAUGGAGACAAGCUCUUCUGAGCAGGGCGGGUUGCUAGAUCCUAAGGCCGCGGAGAGCCCCGUUGAUUCAGCACAGCUAACAAAGAAGGGCAAGAAGAAGAAGACCGUGAGCUGGCCUGAAGAGAGUAAACUGCGGGAGUAUUUCUACUUCGAAUUGGACGAGACAGAGCGUGUCAAUGUGAACAAGAUCAAGGACUUUGGCGAGGCAGCCAAGCGAGAGAUGCUGAUGGACCGCCACGCCUUCGAGACCGCCCGUCGGCUCAGCCAUGAUGCCAUGGAGGAGAAGGUCCCCUGGGUCUACCCGAAGCCCAUUGACUUGCUUGCCCCGCUGGUGCAGCCAGGAAGCGGCAGCCAGGAGAAAUUCACUCAGGCCGAACGCGAGAAAGGCAUUCUGCAGGAGAUCUUUCUCUCAAAAGAGAGUGUUCCCGACAGCCCUCACGAGCCUGACCCAGAAUCCUAUGAGCCGGUGCCACCAAAGCUCAUUCCUCUGGAUGAGGAAUGCUGCAUGGAUGAGGCUGCCUACGAGGAGAGACUCGACCCGGCCACCGCCUCGCAGUCUCCGGACGGAGCUGGGGGCUCCAAGCUGCCCCCGGUCCUGGCCAACCUCAUGGGCAGCAUGGGGGCAGGCAAGAACCCGCAGGGCCCCAACCCCAACUCCUCUCUCAACGUACAAGAGAUCCUCACCUCUAUCAUGGGAGGCUCAAACAAUCAUAAGACAGAAGAAUUGAUGAAGCAGCCAGACUAUUCAGACAAGAUCAAGCACCUGCUGGGCAACCUACAGGGCCAGCCUGGACCGGGUCCUUCAGGAGUUCCACAUGGACUCCUCGGACCAGGACCUGGCCCAGUUCCUAAUGGAUUCCCCCAAGGGCCAAAGAAUAUGCAGCACUUUGCUCCUGGAGGGCCAGGGCCCAUGCCUGGACCACAUGGAGGCCCAGGAGGCCCUAACAUGCCCCCAGGCCCUGGUGUGCCUAGUGGGCCUCGAAUGAUGGGCCCACCUCCUCCUCAGUGUAAUGAUGGAUACUGGGACCCUCCUGAUAGUGGAAUGCGUGGUGGGCCCCAUGGAGGCAUGAGGGGUGGCAGCCCUGGCCCCGGCUCUUUCCACCGUGGGCGUGGAGGCCGAGAGCCCCCUUACCGGGGGCGAGGAGGUGGACGCAAUAGCGGGCCCCCCAACGGCAGGAGUGGACCUCCGAACAGCAACAUGGGCGGCGGCCACGGAGGAGGACAUGGAGGCGGCCACGGAGGGGGACACAGCGGUGGUGGCCACGGAGGUCAUGGUGGAGGGGGCCACCCUGGGGACCACGGCAGGGGAUAUCCAGGGGACCACGGCAGGGGACAUCCAGGAGGCCACCCUGGGGACCACGGCAGGGGACAUCCAGGGGACCACGGCAGGGGACAUCCAGGGGACCACGGCAGGGGACAUCCAGGGGACCACGGCUGGGGGCACGGAGGAGGCCAUGGAGGAGACAGGUCAAAGCGCCCAGUAUGUCGUCAUUUCACGAUGAAAGGCAGCUGUCGAUACGAGAACAACUGUGCCUUCUACCACCCCGGAGUGAACGGGCCCCCCUUGCCCUAGUCACAAGGACCCAUUCCUCGCCGCCUCUCUCUUUUAACUGUGGUGUCAGCGCACAUUCCCAUGCCAUGGACUACAUGGGGGCUCGAACCCCAGCUCUGGACUCUUGCUGCAUCCACUGUUUUAUGGCUUCUGUGAGGCCCUUUGAAUGCUUGGGGCACGGGGAGGUGGCUGAUUCCCUCCUGCCACAUCUGCUGCUACUGGUGAAAUGCCACAACCCCCUUA